AUGUCUUGGCAAGGAAGGAAGAAUAAGGUGAUGGUUAAAUGUCGGUUAGAUCGCGCAUUAGCAAAUGAAGAUUGGCACACACUUUUCCCGUGUUCAUAUACUGAGUAUCUUGGUUUAGUGGGGUCCGAUCACAGGCCAAUAGUGGCUUUCCUUGAAGACAAAGUGCAGAAACGUAGAGGUCAAUUUCGCUUUUACAAAAGAUGGAUUGGUCAGAACGGAUUGAUUGAAACUAUUGCGAGGGGAUGGGAUGACACUUCAAGGAAUAAUGAAGGAGAAAGGGAGAGCAAUUUUGUUUCAAGAAUUAUAAAUUGUAGGCACGAGAUCUCAACAUGGCGAAAGAAUAAUCCUCCCUACGGGAAGGAGAAAAUUGGCGACCUUCAGAAGGCUCUUGAGGAGGUACAAACGGAUAAUAAUAGUACUCAAGAGGAUAUUUUAAACAUAUCUAAAAAGUUACAGGAGGCGUAUAAGGAUGAAGAAGAAUAUUGGCAUCAGAAAAGUCGGAAUACGUGGAAUACAGCAGGGGAUCUUAAUACAAAAUUCUAUCAUGGCCUAACAAAACAACGCCGUACUAGGAAUAGAAUCGUCGGACUUUAUGAUGAAAAUGGUAAUUGGGUGGUUAAGGAUCAGGGAUUGGAAAAAGUCGCAGUAGACUAUUUCGAGGAUUUAUUCCAGACAACAUCCCCGACCGAGUUUGAUGGUUUUCUAGAGGAGGUAUCAUCAUCUAUUACUCCUCAAAUGAACCAGAGACUAAUUAGAUUAGCAACGGAGGAAGAGGUUCGUCAGGCACUUUUUAUGAUGCACCCGGAGAAGGCUCCGGGACCGGAUGGGAUGACGGCUUUAUUUUUUCAGCAUUCGUGGAAUAUAAUCAAGAAGGAAUUAUUAGAUUUGGUAAAUGAUUUUAUUACUUCUGGGGAGUUGGAUAUAAGGUUAAACACGACCAAUAUUUGUUUAAUCCCGAAAACGGAGAAACCUACAAAGAUGAAAGAAUUACGACCUAUAAGUCUAUGUAAUGUAGGAUACAAGAUUAUUUCCAACGUAUUAUGUCAGAGGUUAAAGGUGUGUCUUCCAUUGCUUAUCUCAGAAACUCAGUCAGCUUUCGUGCCCGGCAGACUGAUCUCGGAUAACAUUUUGAUUGCCCAGAAAAUGUUCUACGUUUUGAGAACAAAUAAGGCCUGUCAGAACAAGUUUAUGGCUAUUAAGACGGAUAUGAGUAAAGCUUAUGAUAGAGUGGAAUGGAGGUUUAUUGAGGAGGUUUUAUUAAAAAUGGGUUUUGAUCAUCAUUGGAUUAAACUCAUAAUGGAAUGCAUAUCAUCAGUACAAUACAGAGUUUUACUGAACGGACAGCCGAGAGGAAAUAUUAUUCCGGAGAGAGGACUUAGACAAGGGGACCCGCUCUCACCGUAUUUGUUUAUUUUGUGCACAGAAGCACUGAUUGCAAAUAUUAAUAAGGCUGAACGGGAAAAACAGCUGACAGGUAUAAAGGUGGCCAGGGCUUGUCCAUCUAUUUCUCAUCUGCUUUUUGCCGAUGACAGCCUCUUCUUCUGUAAGGCAAAAAAAGAGGAGUGUCAGACAAUUAUCAGGAUUCUAAAGGAAUAUGAGAAGGUAUCGGGACAACAGAUAAAUUUUGAUAAAUCUUCGAUUCAGUUUGGGCACAAAAUUGGAGACCCGGAAAGACAGGAAUUAAGGGAUAUACUUGGGAUACAAAAUCAAGGCGGGAUAGGAUUUUACCUAGGAAUACCUGAAAAUUUGAGUGGCUCAAAAAUUCAGGUAUUCGGUUUUAUUCAUGAACGCCUAAAUGAUAGAGUAAAUGGUUGGACCUUUAGAUUCUUUUCAAAGGGAGGAAAGGAAGUAAUCAUCAAAUCGGUAGUCACAGCACUACCAAACCACGUAAUGGCUAGUUUCCGCAUUCCAAAAACAGUAAUUAAGAAGCUUACGAGUGUAGUGGCAAAAUUUUGGUGGAGUCCAGGAGGUGCAACUAGAGGUAUGCAUUGGCAAUCUUGGGAUAAAGUGUGUUUACCUAAAGAAGAAGGAGGAUUGGGCUUUAAAGAUUUUAUGGAUUUUAACACAGCAAUGCUAGGAAAGCAAUUCUGGAGAUUAAUAGAGAAACCUCAAGCUCUAUUUUCUCGUGUUUUCAAAGGUCGAUAUUUUAGAAAUUCAUCACCUUUGGAACCAAUUCGCUCGUACUCGGCGUCCUAUGGAUGGCGAAGUAUUGUUUCGGCUAGAUCUCUGGUAAGCAAAGGACUAAUCAAAAGGGUGGGAUCAGGAUCAACCAUAUCAGUAUGGAAUGAUCCCUGGCUUCCAUCCACCCGCCCGAGACCAGCAAAUAAAAACCACCACAAUCAGUUCCCGGACCUGACGGUAGAUUCACUCAUCAAUGAGAAUUCGAGGACAUGGAAUAUUCAAACGAUUCAGAGUUUGGUUGACCCUGAAGAUGUUAAGAUUAUUCUAAGCAUCCCGUUGAGCAGAUCUAUGAUAACGGAUAGAGAUGGCUGGCAUUUCAAUAAUAAUGGGAGGUAUACAGUUAAGUCUGGUUAUCAGAUUGAAAGGGUAUAUCCAGAUAGAGAUCGUGCAUUACCAGAGUUAGGACCAUCCAUCACCCCUUUGAAGGCGCAGUGUUGGAAAAUAAAAUGUCCACCUAAAAUGAAACAUUUCCUAUGGCAAAUGCUUUCUGGUUGUAUAGCGGUGAAGAAAAAUCUAAAAGCCAGAGGAAUACAAGGAGAUACUAUAUGCACAAGAUGUGGAGAUCAGGAAGAAUCAAUCAAUCAUAUUUUCUUUGAAUGUCCACCCGCGGUACAAGUUUGGGCGUUGUCUAGUAUUCCAUCAAAUCCAACAAUCUUCUCCAGCAACUCAUUAUUUGCAAAUAUGGAUCAUUUAUUCUGGAGGGUUACCCCAGUAAGUGAGGACCAUCAUUUCGCAUGGAUAUUAUGGUACAUUUGGAAGGCAAGAAAUUGUAAAGUUUUUAGUAAUUUGGAUAUUGAUCCUCGGGAUACUCUUCAGUUGGCCGAAACUGAGUCCCGGCUUUGGAAAGAAGCACAAAACAGCAUUAACCAAGGAUUAGAAGUUUCAACGAUAACAGCCACACCACAGGUUCAAUUAAUUCCGGGCAUAUGGUGUUUCUCGGAUGGAUCAUGGAAGGUCAAUGAGAAUUUAUCAGGCCAAGGAUGGUAUAGUACUUUGGAAGGUUUUGAUGGGUUAAUGGGUGCAAGGAAUACGAGAGCAAGUCUUUCUCCUCUGCACUCAGAGAUUGAGGCAUUGAUUUGGGCAAUGGAAUGUAUGAGAAAUUUGAGACAGUAUAAUGUUACGUUUGCAACGGAUUGUUCGCAGGUGGUGAAGAUUGUUUCUGAACCAGAUGAAUGGCCAGCUUUUGCAAGUUAUUUGGAAGACAUAAAGAGUCUGAGAAGAAGUUUUACUUCUUCGGAGGUGGUCCAUGUACCCAGGACAAAAAACAUGAAGACGGACUGUCUAGCACGUAGUGCAAAAAAGCAAACAUCUUACAUCGUCCAUAUGGAUACGGAUCCUCCAGUUUGGUUAACAGAGUCAAUAUGA
Messenger RNA from Raphanus sativus (radish), 3546 nucleotides. RefSeq lists its product as uncharacterized. The record is from RefSeq and is a predicted model, not a curated record. Gene Ontology annotation, molecular function: nucleic acid binding; RNA-DNA hybrid ribonuclease activity. NCBI's taxonomy places the organism in Eukaryota, Viridiplantae, Streptophyta, Magnoliopsida, Brassicales, Brassicaceae. The transcript has a single exon. Bases 1 to 3546 code for a protein of 1181 amino acids.